Messenger RNA from Ruditapes philippinarum (Manila clam), 2128 nucleotides. RefSeq lists its product as uncharacterized. NCBI's taxonomy places the organism in Eukaryota, Metazoa, Mollusca, Bivalvia, Venerida, Veneridae. The record is from RefSeq and is a predicted model, not a curated record. The transcript is spliced from 3 exons. The coding region runs from base 143 to 559 and encodes 138 amino acids.
CCUCGUUUCUAUACAUCACAUAUCAGGUAUAUAAAUAAUGAAAUGUUCGAUAGGGAAUUAGUUGAUUAAAAUUUUUGGCAGAAACGCUGGUAUUUUGUGACGCAAAUAUUGCCAGAGAAAAGGAGCGGAAUAACGUAAAGAAAUGGCUUUUACAAAGGAGUUGACGCGGUUGGUUGUUUUUACGUAUAUUUGUUUAGUUGUGGAAGGUUGUGGGCGUUUGAAGUGUUACCAGUGUAACUCUCAGGAUUCCCCAUCUACGUGUGGAGAGAAAAACUUUAAUGCUGAUGCCCACAAGGAUACAACAGUCAGUGGAAGCACAUUGGUUAAUUCAUGGAACGGUGGAACCAGCUGUAUACGUGGCUAUGCUAUAAACGACAAGGGAACAUACUAUUAUCGUGACAAAUCAAACGCGGCCCUUUGGGAUGGAUGCAAGACUCCACAAGUGUGUGCUUGCAGUGAAGAUCUGUGUAACUCUAAAGGGUCAAGGGGGGUCUAUGUGACCUCAACCUUUCUCUUCUGUUACUUGGCAACGGUUGUUGUACAGAAGAUGACGUUUUGAUAUUUGUUGAUACCAGUUGUGAUAUGAAGGACUUACAUACUAUACUUUUUAUUAUUGUUAUACUUGACUAGUUUUAGAAUUUUAAUGAUAACAUCAUAUGUACAUGUAUUUUUGUGAAUUAAUUAGAUGUGUGCGUGCUCGUGUAUUAAUAUGUGCCCGCGAGUUUUUCUUUAUUCUAUGAGUUUCAAUAUUAGUUAAUAUAAAAGGGUAGAAGAUAGGGUUUGGGGUGUUCUUGUGAACAAUUAGUUACUAGAACUACCGAUGGAUUCAGACCAAAAUGGGCACAGAAGUGUUUACUUGUUGCCUUCUUUCUGGAACCGUGUACAGUAAAACAAUGUACGUAAGGCACAUUCCAUACUCAAAUCUUUAGGUUUCUUACUCAUCAUUUCAAUUUGAUAACUGAUAUUUCUGUUAAAUAUGUUCGCCUCACGAAAAUGAACUGAAGAACUCUGUAAACGUACAACCUUUAACUGUCAGUAUUUAUUUUCGUUUUAUAGGGACUACACUGAGUGUUUAUUUUUUACAUGAUGUGACUGUAAAUAUAUUUUAAAUAUUAAUGUUCCAUUUGAUGUAGGUCUUAACCAAUAGAGUGCAAAAAAGUAGCAGAAAAACACAAUUUUCAAUGUACUAGUAUUUCUGAGAACAAUUCCUACAUCUUUCCGUUUCAAGUGCCCCAAGUGAUCUAUGUAGGGCAUUAAAAUUUCAUGUUUUAGGCUAUUCGGCCUCAAUGAAUUUCCUUUAAAGAAAGAAAAUGUCACUACAGUGCAAUCAGGGAUUGGAAAUUCAUAAACAGAUGUAAGUAAGGAAAUAGAUUAAAAACAUCAAAAUGAUCAAUUUAAAUGACUGAUAGAUUUGACCAAAGUAAAUAUGUAUUCAUUGACGUGAUGCCUCAUACUAGUAUAUACUAUGUGUCACUAGAGCAUGGUUUCAACUUCGUUAACAUCGUUUUUAUUGAAAAUUUGUUGUGUGACUUUAUUUGCAAACAUAUCGAAUAAUUUAGGAAUGUAAAUAUAGGAGCAUCCAAACUGUAAACAUAUUUUGAUAUGUACUCUUUUUUCCGUUUUGGUAAUUUGGUAUGUAUACAAUUAUCUAGGUAAGUCAAUGGACUUAAUCAAAGUAAGUCUUUAGGGGUUUCUUUUGCAUUUCUAAGUAUUGGGAUUUCUUUUGCAUUUCUAGAUUUAGUGGUUUCUUUUGCAUUUCUAAGUUUAGGUGUUUCUUUUGCAAUUCUAACAUGUCUAAGUUUUGGGAUUUCUUUUGCAUUUCUAAUUUGAGUGGUUUCUUUUGCAUUUCUAAGUUGAGUUGUUUCUUUUGCAUUUCUAAGUUUAGGAUUUCAUUUGCAUUUCUAAGUUUAGGCGUUUCUUUUGGAAUUAUUAGUUUAUACAUUACAAGACAUAUCUUUUUAAACUGUAUUUCAAGUAUUUAUCUACAUGUGUACAAGUACGUCGUAGUUGCCAAGUCAUGUUUCUCGUGUUUAGCGCAAGUAGUUUAUUAUACUGCUGUAAAUUGUAUCUUUAACGUAUAUCUACUCUCUGAAUUUCUGUGAUUUUUAAAAUAUAUUGUAUAAAAUCA